AUGUCUAAUCAAAAGUAAACAAAAUCAAAAUAAAGCAUAAUAAUUAGUAAAAAGGAAAAGUAGUUUAUCGCAGGAUCUGAUGUUGUUUAUAAUUCUCUCAAAAAAUUAGUUGAAUAACAGAAAGAAUAUGGAAAUAAGCAUAGUAAUUAUGUUUUGGGCAUUUAAUCAAUUAUUGAAGACUUGAGUACUAAAACUUUUACAGUUACUUAUAAUUGUGACGAAUCUGCUAUCCCUUUAUCAAAAAUUUAAUACUCUUCGCCAAAACAUAAAAUCUAGAUAUUCAAAUAUUUGUACUUAAUUUAUGGGUUUUUAAACAAAGAAAAAAUUUUGCAUAGAAACCUUAAACCAAAUAAUAUAAUUUUCUAUAAUCAAUAAUUAUUACUUACUGAUUUUGGGUUUAAAAUAGGUGAUUGGUAGAUUGAUAAAAUCAAUUUUUUAGAUGAAAAUGAUGGUACUCGAAAAGAUAAUAUGUAGCCAUAUCUAUCUCCAGAACUUGCAAAUAUCAUUGUCAGCACAAAAAGUUUUGGUCAUAAAAGAGAUGAGCUUCUAGCCAGGAGUAAAUUAUCUGUGUAACAACAGGAUUAAUUUGCAAUCGCAAUUAUGAUGUUAGAGGUCUUUAUUCCUUUAAAGAACAGAAACUCAGCUACUCCUAACGAAAGAAAAUAGCAGAUUAAUGAUAUGAAUUUAUCAGAUGAGUUUUCAAAUGAUGUUGAAAAAUUCAUAAAAGAAACUAUUUCCAAUUUAUUAUAUUCUAAAGAUUUCAAUGAAUAAGAAUUCGAAAAGCGAUUAAAAAUGUUUAUUGAAAUUGAAUAAUAGGCUGAAAACUACAAAAUCAAUAAAUAGGAAUUAAUGACAUAAGAAUAUGACGAAUAAGUCAAAAAUGUCUUAGAAAAUAAAGAUACUUAAUUUAAUUUAAAACUUCUAUAUCACUUUGGUAAAACAAACCUAAACUGGCUGUUAAGUAAUAUUGCACACAAUUAACAAAAUUAAGAACUAAUAACAGAGAUGAGAAGAUUUUUACGUCUUUAUUCACAAAUUGAUAAUUUUAGUCUAGAUUAAAAAGAUGAAAAAUUUACAGAUGAAGAUUUAUUCGUUUCUUUAGUUUAUUUGGAUGAAAAAAUAGAAAAUUUAUAAAAUUCAUAAAAUCAAAAACCUCAUCUGAUUAUGUCUGAAGAAGAAUAGGUAUGUCGUAAUUUAAAACAAUUUCUAAAGAACGAAUAUAAAAGAUUGAAUAAUUUAAACAAGAAUUAAUUUAAAUUUAAUAAAAUAUAGGACAAUGAUGUUUAAAUUCUCAAAUUUGAUGAAGGUGAUUUUUAAAAAAACAGUGAAGUAAUAAAAACAGAAACUGAUGAAAGAUAAAAUGAUAAUGUACAAAAUGAUUAGUAACCUAAUGAAAUUGAAUAACAGAAUGAUUAACAACAUAAUUAAUUUGAAUAACAAAAUGAGUAAUAACCUAGUAUACAGAAUAGGUAAUAAGAUAAUUAAAAUGUUUUACCGAAUAUGUGGUAACAAUCUUAUAUACUUAUACCUAUUUACUCAAUAAAUGAAUAAACUAAUCAAUAAAUACUUUUGGAAACAGUUAAAAGCAAUUUCAAUAGUUCUAGUCUGCAAAAUUAUUUCGAAAUUAACAAAUGCAUAUGCUCAAAGUAAAUAGUAUGCCGUCUUUUUAAAUAUAAAGAUGAUCUUAAUGUCAUUUGUCUUGGUGAGAUAAAAGGUAAUGAUUUUGAAGGAGAAGUAAUGUAAUUGGAAGUAAAGUAAAUUAACCAGAAUAAUUCAAUCAAAACGAUAUUCCACUACGUUAAUGUUAAAACAACAUUAGAAUAUUGGAAUAUUUAAAAUAUAGAAUAAAAGUCAUCGAUUUUUUAGUACUUAGAAAUUAAUUCUCAAUUAAAGUUCAAAAAAUGUAAAGAUUAUUAAGGUCAAAUUCUAAAUGGGAAGAAAAAUGGAAAAGGCAUAGAAAAAAAUUUUAUUGAAAAUAUGAUCUAUGAUGGAAGCUGGAAAGACGGGUAUAUUACAGAUGGAACUAAGAAAUUAAUAAAUACUGAUUAAAUACUAUAGAAUGCUCCCUAUAAAUGGAUAGGAAAUUUCGAAAAAAAUGAAUUACAUGGGGAUAACAUAAAGACAUAUUUAUUAAACUAUAAUAAAGUAGUUUGGUUAGAAGGAAGAUAUCAAGGUGGUUUAAAAAAAGGGGUUCAUACCUGUUACAUGAAAAGGAAAAAUAGAUAGAACGAUGAAAUUGUUAAAAUUUACAGCGCAAUGUUCUUAAUAAUUUCAAACCAAGAACACGAAUUUAAGUUGACUUGCAAUUGA
Molecule: messenger RNA, 2310 nt
Organism: Paramecium tetraurelia
Lineage: Eukaryota; Ciliophora; Oligohymenophorea; Peniculida; Parameciidae
Exons: 1
Biological process (GO): protein phosphorylation
Molecular function (GO): protein kinase activity; ATP binding
Source: RefSeq, a predicted model, not a curated record